Molecule: messenger RNA, 1728 nt
Organism: Brettanomyces bruxellensis
Lineage: Eukaryota; Fungi; Ascomycota; Pichiomycetes; Pichiales; Pichiaceae
Exons: 1
Coding region: 1-1728 (575 amino acids)
Source: RefSeq, a predicted model, not a curated record
AUGCUGUGCAGGAGGCAAUUCUAUCGAUAUUUGUCGUCUGUAUCCGGAAAGAUACCGCAAGCACAAAAAGCGUUUAGACCAAUUGAGGACUUACUUGCGGACAUCCAGACACACUUCAGUGGCACAGAGCAUGUCGAGUGGAAUGUGAAUGCUGUUCGGGGCAUUAUUCCCGCGUUGGGCACGCUUAGAUCGAAGAAAUUUGAGCCUACAACAAUAACGAUUGGUUUAAUGCAGUCUGAAGAACUCCCAAGUGGUCUUUUAAUGGAGUGUUUGGCACGUGAUCCGUUUGGAAUGGACAGCAAUAAGUGGAUUGACGGUGUGCGGAAGUACCGAGGUGUGCAGGUGGGGAAACCUGUCAGGCUUAUCUAUGAAGAUGAUGUGUCUAAAAGUGGUAUUCAUAAGGAUUGCGAUGGGGUGGAAGAGUUUCAUGUAAAAUCACCAUUUCUCGACAAAUCGCUCAGACUUGAGCAGAGGAGCAAGGCGGGAGUUUCUGUUUCUCGAAUGCUGUUCAACGACCUUAACAUUAUGGAUUCGGUAGACGUCUCGCUGCUAAGCAAAUGCCAAGUGCUGAUUGGCCUAAACUUGGGAGAUGUGCAGAAGGAAGAGGUGGAAAGAAGCAUUGGCAGCGAGAGUUGCAUAUUUGUCAAUUCACCAAUCCCCAAAGAUGUUCCACAUGGAGAGCUGUGCGUGGAUGUGGAAAAGUUGCAGGCUGCAAAUGCGGCAAUAGGCAAGUCUGUGGACAAUGUGAGCGAGUAUGUGGAGUUGUUCGAGAAGUCGAAUGCCAAAGCUUUGUUCACGAAGAUCAACGAGGUGACUGCUGGAUAUAGACCGCUUGUGAACCGGCUGAAGUUGCUAGAACGUGCAAUUUCGGGUUCGGUGUCCUCAAGUGCGUUUUUGACAGAUGUGGAAAUCGAUGAUAUACGGAAAGAGAUAUCGAAUUGGGCACGUGAGUCGCAUCUGGAGUUGCAGGAGUGCGUCAGCCCGUAUCUUGAAGAAGUAUUUGUGAGGGAAUUCACCAAGGUGAGCCGGAUUCUAUGGAAUGGGGAUCAUCUACACACAGUGAUGGCAGAAUCUCUAGCCAGAGAUGAUGUUAUCCCUAAGAAAUACGCCGAUUUGAGUCACAGCAAGGACCAGGGGUUCAGUAUUGGGUAUCACGGCUCACUAAGAGACUCUGGAAGACAGCUUCCGGGCCUCAGAAGAAAGAUAUACGCAGUUUCACCCGUAUUGAUUGCUGGCGAGGCAGAUGUGGCAAGUAGUGGUUCUUCAAGCAUGAAUCCAGGUGAGGAUCCCAUGCAGAAACUGCAGAAGGAAGUUGUUGGCAGCAGAUUGCGGGAAUUGCAGUCGUCGCUCAACCGAAUUAUCGUCAAGCAGAACUUGGAAAUCACUCUUCCUGUGUUUUGUGUCUCUACGGUGGGAUAUGUGACGAAUUUGUGCGAUCUCAACUCGGGGAUUGCAGUUUUCGCGUUCAGUGUGGCAGUGGUGGCACUCCGAACCUCAAGCAAGGUUUACAAGGAGGUGGAAAAGUUCGCUGGUUGGUACUAUGAGCGGGUGAGGAGAGCAGUUGACUGGACACUGGUUUAUAUGAACGACAUGCUCAGCAGAAACUUGGAGAAUUCCAAGCAGGAGCAAAAGGUGCGGGCAGAUCUCGAUGCGGAAAUGAGGGAGAAGAUAGAAGUGGUGGAAAAGACAGAGAAGAUGUUGGAGGAGAGUACGCAGAAGCAGCAUUGA